This is a messenger RNA of Vitrella brassicaformis, 2315 nucleotides long. Lineage: Eukaryota; Vitrellaceae. The record is from the annotation of a GenBank genome assembly.
GGAUGGAUGACCAUUGAAUUCACAUUAAUGGGAAGCUGGACGAGUGGAUGGAUGGAGUCAGUCAGACAGACACACACGACAGCCACACCGCAUGGCACAUUCACGUUAUGCCAUAUGAAGGCCAACAGGCAGCUAUAGUGUACAGAGCAGCAUGCCGAAGCCAGCCUCCCUGUAUGUCUGGCUGGCUGGCUGGCUGGCUGCAGCGCAUGAAUCCAUUCAUCCAUAUUGCUAGGGCAGGGCAGGGCAGCAAGUCAGUGAGUCAGUCAGUGGUAUGUGAUCUUGUCGGGCGGCAAGUGGCCCACAUUGCCGAAUUCGCGGGCAGACACGUAGCCCUGCAAAACACAGAACAAUUCACGCAACAAACACACAACACAGCAGCAUUUUCUUUGUACUGCGUACAUUGUUGUCGAGUGAUAGCCUGGUGAUGCCACAGUUGAAACACGCGAGCCUCAGCCACCCAUUGGGGUUGAACUGCAGCGCCCGGGCGAAGAAAUAACGAAUCACGUUGCCUGCACACACACACACACACACGAUGACGCACAGCCAACCAUGUCCGACUUCCGCCGAUGCCUACAUACCGUGUAUGACGAAUAUCUCGUAUUGGAUUUGGUCCUUCUUUUCCUUGCCCAGGUUCGGCCCUGGGGGUGGGGGGUUGAGUAGGGGCCGCCAAAAGUACUUCUGGAAGGCGCGCUCGAUACGGGGAGGGUCUCUGAUGCACACACACACACACAUGUUGACAGACGUGUGCAUGUGUGAGCAGAGCACGGGUCGUCAUGUGUCCCUCACUUGGCUUCGUCUUCUGGCGACGGUGACCAGUUUCUGGAUGGCGGGUCGGGGAUGGCCGGCACGCCCUCGGCCAGAUCGGGGUCCUCGAUCACCUCGACCUUCGGGAAAUACUUCUGACGGAUGAACGAAUCAAUACAUGGCAGAUGCAGGCACGUGUUGACGGAAAUGCAUGCACGUGCUGUGCGUCGCUCACGGCUAUGAUGGCGGCGCUCUCGCGGGCCCUCUGAUGAUUGAAAGAAUACAGGAGAGGUGUUACGUGGGGGACGUGGCAUCAUGGCUGCGUUCGUUGUGGUGUAUUGUGUUGUGGUGUCACGUCACCUUCAUGUUUGAGUGGCAGAUGGACAUGACGAUCUUGCCCUUCAGCAGCUCCUUUAGCCGCUGACCUGCCGAUACGCAUGCACAUACGCACACUCAGACAGCACAGCACAUCCAAGCGUCCUUCCUUUACCCUCUCAUCGGCCCACCUGUGAGCUCCGCCUGUUCCUUGCCGAUGUCAGUGAGGCCGUGCUUCUCGUCAUCCUCCACCUCGACGUUGUCAUACUGACCUAACACACACACACACACACACACACGCGCGCGCGCGCACACACACACACACACAUACAUCCUCUCUGCUCUAGCUGAAGACAUCCAUGGUAACCCACUGAGUCACUGACGGACGCACCGUGUCUGAUGAGGAUGAUCUCCCGUAUGGCCCUGCGUGGCUUUGGCUUAGAGGGGUCCAUCGGCCGUAUGUCGGUGGGGGGGACGGGGUGGGGCGCCGGGUGCCAAUCUAGAUCCCAGUCGAAGUCCCAUGAAGGGAACUGAAGCAGGCACACACAUAUACACAAAGAGGGACAACAGACAUGAGUGCAGGAAGAGCGAGUGCAGCAUCCAUGGCAGUGCAGGGCAGGGCAGUGUGACGCAUCUAAAUAAUCGUCCCGUCAGUUCGCCGGUAAAGGCUCUCAGCAGCGCUCAUGCGUCAUGAGCGCUCAGAAGAUAAAGAACCAUUAAUAAACCAAUCAUCAAUCGGACAGCCUGGCUGCCCUGCCCGCCAUGCCACCCUCCAUCCCUCCCUCCCUGUCAGUGUCAGUCACCCUUUCCUCCUUGGGAAAGAGAUACGAAGCCACGUAGUCAUAGAUGAACAUGCCGGUCGCCGCGCCGAUCAGCGCCAUGGCCACAGGCACCCAUAUGGGCGCCGGCGUCUUGCCGCCGCCCUCCCGCCUCUCACUCCUCGACUCGCCCUCCUCCUUCUGCUGCUGCAAUGACUCAAACCGCGCCUUGUAGCUCCCAGCAAAGUGCCGCACUUGAUGCAUCGGGCCGGCGCGAAAGAUGAACAGAUGGCUCGUGCUCGAGAGGGCUCGAUGGUGCAGAUGCAGCACGCGCAGUGGUGGGCCCCGGCCGCCUCUGCUCGCUGCGAACAGGCGCACGCAGGAACGCCGCAUCGUUUGCUGAUCGGAUCUUGCCGGAUGCCGCACUCAGGAAGCCUCAAUCUUCACGAUCCAACCUUUUGCAGCCUGCGCGUUCCCCUGGCGAUGCGUUCUCUCUCC